Molecule: messenger RNA, 2196 nt
Organism: Leucoraja erinaceus (little skate)
Lineage: Eukaryota; Metazoa; Chordata; Chondrichthyes; Rajiformes; Rajidae
Product: serine/arginine-rich splicing factor 5-like
Exons: 8
Coding region: 123-974 (283 amino acids)
Cellular component (GO): cytoplasm; ribonucleoprotein complex; nucleus
Molecular function (GO): mRNA binding
Source: RefSeq, a predicted model, not a curated record
UAACAGGCGCGGAGGGCAGCGGACGCUUUAGUUCCGAAAAUGGAACCACUUUCGGGUUUUUUUCCAUCGUUCACUUGGAGAGGGAGAAGCGACGGGUGGUGGCCUGGUGUUCAUUGUUUAGGAUGAGUUCCCGAGUGUUCAUCGGUAGACUGAGCCCUCAUGCUACUGAGAGAAACGUGGAAAAAUUUUUCAAGGGGUAUGGACGAAUUAAGGAAAUUGAUUUGAAGAAUGGUUUUGGAUUUGUGGAGUUUGAAGAUUACAGAGAUGCAGAAGAUGCAGUGUAUGAGCUGGAUGGAAAAGAAUUGUGCAAUGAAAGAGUUACAGUUGAACAUGCCCGAGCUCGCCCUAGAGGAGGUCGUGGAGGGGGACGGUUUCAAGGUCGUUUUAGCCAACGUUGGUCCCGUAGUAGUGGAGGGGGAAGAAAUGGACCUCCAGUUCGGACAGAAAACCGAGUGAUUGUUGAAAAUCUGUCUUCAAGAGUUAGCUGGCAGGAUCUGAAAGAUUUUAUGAGACAGGCUGGAGAAGUGACUUUUGCUGAUGCGCACAGACACAAGCUCAAUGAAGGGAUUGUAGAAUUUGCCUCUUAUAGUGACUUAAAGAAUGCUCUUGACAAGCUGUCUGGAACAGAGCUUAAUGGGAGGAGGAUCCGACUCAUUGAGGAACGUAAACAAUACAGGUCUCGGACCAGGUCCCGAUCCCGUAGUCGCAGUUCAUCCAGGUCUCGUAGCCGAACACGUAGCCGAUCUCGUUCCCGAGGCCGCAAGUCCUACAGUAGGUCAAAGAGUAGGAGUCGCAGUAAAACACGUUCUCGUAGUAGAUCCCCUGUGCCUGCUAAAGAGCAGAAGGGCAGGUCUCCUUCACCAGCUAAAUCCCCCUCAGCAGAACGUCCAAGAUCUCGUUCUCGAUCCCGGUCUCGUUCACGAUCAAAAUCGCGAUCCCGAUCCAGAUCGCCUUCUGCUGAGAGUGCUGAAUAAAUGUAUUUGUUAAUUCAUAAUUUGGACUGAUAUCCUAAGUAAAAAUUGGUGUACUAUAAGCCAAGUAGGAAUUGGUAAAUUUCUGUCAAUGGCUCGCAUAUUUCAUUUGUUUACUUAUAGGCACAGUAUGCGUGGUUAUUGAACGUACAGUACGUUUGACUUGAUUACAAUUCACUUUACUUUAGGAAACAAUUUUUAUCUUUGUUUUCGAUAUUUCAUUUGGUAAUCUUUCUGUUCCUUUUACUUUCUGUACGCCAAUACCGAAUGCCAUUUCAUCAAUUUUUUUUCUUAUGCAUAGCUUCAAAUAAACAAACAUCCCACAAAAUGAUUUACAAUGAUUAUGUGAAUAUGUUUCUGUAAUUAUUUUCUGCCCUUGGCCUUGCAUAUCAUCUGAGGUAACUUUCCCAUUGUUGGAUAGGUUUUAGAAAUUCCAUUGCAGCAAAUCUUCUAUGUACCACUGUGUUUAAGAUAGACAGAGAAAGAAAAAUGUUGUGUAAUAUUGCGUGUCCGCCCCUUUUGUAUAUUAAAUACCUACUUUGUGUUGCUGUAAUUUUUGCAUUUGUGCAACGUUAGGAAAAUUAACAUGCUUUGAAUAACUUGACCCUAAUGCUUAUAAAGAUGGAGAAUGAACCCGCCUGGCUCCCAGGUUGUGUUGGAAAAUAUUCGUGGAAUUGUAUUAUUUUAUGUCCUUGGGAAAUAUGGUUUUUAAUGUCAUGCACUAUAGAAUGCAGCAUUUCUAUUUUAUUUACUUCUGCCAGAUUGUUGACAGCUCAUGACAUUAGAUUUGAAGUAAAUUCUUUUUUUUUUAAAUUGCAAUAAGUCCUCGAAUUUGAUCCUAUUGCUGAGUCACUGAUCUUGACUCCAAUUUCUUUACUUCCAGUAAGUUGGUGGUUUAUGCUAUAGUAUAACUCUGGGAUGAAAAUGCUCUUGGUUAGGCAGCUAUGCUUAUUGUGAAUCUAGACAUAGUUUUGAUCUUUCAAUAGAGGUCUUAGGGAGAGGUUUAACCACCAUUGUGUUCAACUAAUGUCUGAGAAACAAUUGAGCUGCCGAGGCCAAUCAUGCUGAUCAUUAGGGAAGUGUACAAAGAAUUGAAAUUUCCUCUGUACUGAGCCGUCGCUGUUCAUUAUAUCCUUAAGGCUUAGUAAAUUUUAUAAUGAAAUAACAUUGAUUUGUUUGUAUCUAUGUAGAUGGAAAAGAAUUAAAAUGAAAAGAUUGCGCAAAA